Messenger RNA from Rotaria sp. Silwood1, 957 nucleotides. Lineage: Eukaryota; Metazoa; Rotifera; Eurotatoria; Philodinida; Philodinidae. The record is from the annotation of a GenBank genome assembly.
AUGGAUGCUCAAAAUAAAAUUGAAGAAAACAAAAAGCAAUCAUUGAAUAAUGAAAAUCUACAAACAACACAAAUUACAACUCCUAAAACAUUAAUACCAUCAAGAAAAAAUAAACAAAAACAAAUGCUUAGAAAGCAACUUAAACUUGUUAAAAACAAAGAAGUUAGAGCCGUACCAGGUAUAAUCUAUGAAACAAAAGCUAUUGAAAAUUUUUUAAAUUUUAAAAUUUUUUUAGGUGGUUAUUAUACCGGUCUCAUUAAUGAUAUGCAUAAAGACUACAUAAAUUUUAGAGAAAAAGGAACAUUUCUUCAAAUGGAAUAUUUAAAUCCAUUAAUUCAACAAACACAGCAAACGUCUGAAUUAAUAAAUCGUUUUUAUGAAGAAACUCGUUUAGAAGAAAAAAAAUUAGAAAAAUCUAAAGCACCAAGAACUCUUAAUGCAUUAUCAAUUCAAUGUACACUUCCAUCAAAAUAUGAUGAAUUAGAAAAUCUUUCGUCAUUAUCCUUUCUCGUUAAAUAUACAAAACCAUUAAUUAAUCGACAACAAAUUGUUAUGAAAUUAAUACGUAAAAUUCAACCUGAUAUCACAAUAGAUAUUGAUGAUGCUAAAGACAUUGUUUUCGAAUAUUUUAAUCAAUAUAAAACAUAUGAAGAUAUAGAUGAACUUUUUCAUUUUCUUAAUAUUAAUUCAUUAAAUAAUAAAUUUCAAUCAAAAGAAAUUAUUAUUAUUUGUUGUUAUGCUGAAAGAUAUUUUCUUCAUAAAUUAAAUAAAAAUGAAAAUAUUUUAUUUGAACGACCAUUACAAGAAAUCAUUGAUUUUGAAUUUUUAAAAAGAAAACUAGAUGGACUAAAAUUGACAGAUGAUUUUAAAAAUUUAAUUAAGACUUUAGAAGCACCGAAUAACAAAUAUCUUUAUAUGGAUAAAUCGUUUUUCUUAAGUCAAGGAUGGACAACUUAG